This is a messenger RNA of Puccinia graminis f. sp. tritici CRL 75-36-700-3, 1311 nucleotides long. RefSeq lists its product as uncharacterized. The coding region runs from base 1 to 1311 and encodes 436 amino acids. The record is from RefSeq and is a predicted model, not a curated record. NCBI's taxonomy places the organism in Eukaryota, Fungi, Basidiomycota, Pucciniomycetes, Pucciniales, Pucciniaceae. The transcript is spliced from 3 exons.
AUGACUGUGGAAUGGCACGGCCCCAUUUUCCUCGGCGUUGUGCUUGGCUUCUUCAGUCUUACGUUGGCAACUCUUCCCCGGAUUCCGGAAGCUAGAGCAUCAGCCGGCCGAUUUGACGAGCCUCCCAAUUGCGAAGCUGAUGUGUUCAGAGACCUGACACCUUUGGACUCCCGACCUGCAAGACACAGAGGACUUGUGGAUGAUUUAUACGAGACUCUUCUAAAUCUGCAGCCACACCCGUUAUAUCCUCAUGGCGAUCCUGUUCAUGAACGUGGUGACUCCUUAUUCAGACACAACCAUAUCCCGAAUGGGUCGUCGCAAAACGCGCCGUCGGACCCUAGAGGCUCCGGAAGUACUAGACCAUCAUCAAUUGAAGAUGCGAACUCGGUGAUUGGCAAUCAAGCUGUCGAGAAAGUUGAACAUCACUUCAAUAGGCUAAAAAAACCAGAUUCAAUAUCGGGGAAACACUCCAUUGACGAACAAACACGAGAAGCUGAUCAAUCAAUAUUCGAACCAACCCCGAAAUCUCGCCGUCUGUUCAUGAAAGAGUGGGAUGAACUGAAAGACGCAGACAAUAAGGGCUUCAUCUUAAGUGUGAGAAGACUUGGGCUCAAGGCAUUUCAAUAUCAAGACAGUGAACGCGCAGCUUUCACCGAGCAGUUCAAAUAUCUCUUUCGUGGUGAAUUAAAAACGCUUGCCCUUUCCUCCCAUGAACCCACGAACCUAAAGAACAUGAACCUCAGAAUCACAACCACAAGAGAAAUAGGACCGAACCGGUAUCUAGCACAUGUCAGAGUGACAAAGAAUGGAAAGAUACGACUACCAAGAGAUCUGCGCACCCGAGUCGAAAGAAUCAUUGACAAUCUGGAUGUUUAUCACCAUUUGGUCAACUUGGGUGGAUUAGAUCGGGCGAUGUUAGGAGUCCAAGGAAGCGCAUACAAAGAUUUACUUCAUUGGUUUUUCAUUCUUUUGUUCAGAGACAAUGGGGAAAGAUGGCCGCUACUGGGCCAAAUCGAAGUCCCAUACAUACUCGAAAAUCCUGAGAAAAAGUUCCAGAGCGAAGCUCAGAAGUGUGUCUUGAACCUACUCACCGACGAUGGAAUACUUAACAGGGGAAGGGGUUUCAAGGCUGCGAUCGAACUAAUGGGAUAUUGGUAUGAAGACUACAUGACUGAAAUCCGCCGAAAAUACGAUCAAACAAAUGAAAAAUUACUCUUCAGCCAGGAGGUUUACGACAGAGAACUGCAGAAGGCAUUGUCACUAGCAGGCUUUCCCGCCAAAAAAAAACUCGAACCCCCCUACAAGCCAUAA